Trifolium pratense (red clover) is the source of this 2394-nucleotide messenger RNA. RefSeq names its product SEC1 family transport protein SLY1. Gene Ontology annotation, molecular function: syntaxin binding. The transcript has 2 exons. Bases 183 to 2045 code for a protein of 620 amino acids. Lineage: Eukaryota; Viridiplantae; Streptophyta; Magnoliopsida; Fabales; Fabaceae. Gene Ontology annotation, biological process: intracellular protein transport; endoplasmic reticulum to Golgi vesicle-mediated transport. The record is from RefSeq and is a predicted model, not a curated record. Gene Ontology annotation, cellular component: cytosol; Golgi membrane.
AUAGAGUAACUCUUAAACUCUUUUUGUUAACACACAGGUGUAUGAAGUGUAUGAGUUACGAUUACGAUGACAGCAGCGAACAAGAAUUGAAGAUCUGAGAAACCCAUCGCGGCAAUCCCAAUUCCAAAACUCAGCGAACUCAUUCACUCUUCAAAGAUCCAUCAACAUACCAAAAUUGCACCAUGACUCUCAAUCUUCGCCAGAAACAAACAGAAUGCAUCGCACGAAUGCUAAACCUAAAUCAACCGUUAAACGCAUCGGGAACAACAAACGAAGAAGCAUACAAAAUUCUCAUCUACGACAAAUUCUGCCAAAACAUUCUCUCUCCGUUAAUUCACGUCAAAGAUCUUCGCAAACACGGCGUUACUCUUUAUUUCCUCAUCGAUAAAGAUCGUAAACCCGUUCACGACGUUCCCGCCGUUUAUUUUGUUCAACCGAUUCAAUCCAAUGUUCAGAGAAUCAUCGCCGAUGCUUCUAGAUCUCUUUACCAGACUUUUCACCUCAAUUUUUCGACUUCAAUUCCUCGUCCUUUACUCGAAGAUCUCGCUUCUGGAACCCUAGGUUCUGAUUCGAUUCAGAGGAUUUCGAAAGUUCAUGAUCAGUAUCUUGAGUUUGUUACUCUUGAGGAUAACCUGUUUUCGUUGGCUCAGAAAUCUUGUUUUCUUCAGCUUAAUGAUCCUUCUGCUGGUGACCGUGAAAUUGAGGAUAUUGUUGAGAAGAUUGUUUCGGGAUUGUUUUGUGUUUUGGCGACGCUUGGUGUAGUGCCUGUUAUUCGUUGUCCGCGUGGUGGUCCGGCUGAAAUGGUUGCUACUGCUUUGGAUCAGCGGAUUCGUGAUCAUUUGUUGUCGAAGAAUAAUUUGUUUACUGAGGGUGGGAAUUUUGUUAGUUCUUUUCAGAGGCCUGUUUUGUGUAUUUUUGACAGGAAUUUUGAGCUUCCGGUUGCCAUUCAGCAUGAUUUUAGGUAUCGGCCAUUGGUUCAUGAUGUUCUUGGGUUGAAGUUGAAUAGGUUGAGUGUUCAGGGAGAGAAAGGUGGGAUGAGAUCUUAUGAGUUGGAUAGUGCUGAUACGUUUUGGGUUACGAAUGGGGGGUUAGAGUUCCCUGAGGUUGCGGGGGAGAUUGAGACUCAGCUGAAUAAGUAUAAGAGUGAUGUUGAUGAGGUGAAUAAGAGGACCGGAGGAAAUCACGGUGCUGAGUUUGAUGGGACGGAUUUGAUUGGUAAUACAAAGUAUUUGAUGAAUGCUGUGAACUCUCUGCCUGAGCUGACUGAGAGGAAGCAGGUGAUUGAUAAGCAUACUAACAUUGCUACUGUUUUGUUGGGUGAGAUCAAGGAGAGGUCACUUGAUUCUUAUGCUAAGAAGGAGAAUGACAUGAUGGUUAGAGGGGGUAUUGAGCGGAGUGAACUUCUUGGUGUGCUGAGAGGGAAGGGAACCAAGAUGGAUAAGCUUCGAUUUGCCAUCAUGUAUCUUAUUUCAUCGGAAACCAUUAAUCCGACUGAAGUGGAAGCUGUGGAAACAGCGCUGAGAGAGAGUGAGGUUGAUACUGCUGCUUUUCAGUAUGUGAAAAAGAUUAAGUCUCUGAAUGUUUCGUUGGCAUCGGCGAAUUCUGCUAGCAGAAGUAAUAUUGUUGACUGGGCCGAGAAGCUCUAUGGACAGUCAAUAAGUGCGGUGACUGCCGGUGUCAAAAAUCUCUUAUCUAGUGACAGGCAGCUAGCAUUGGCAAGGACUGUUGAAGCCUUGAUUGAAGGGAGACCAAAUCCUGAAACAGAUGGGUACCUGGCAUUCGAUCCUCGUGCUCCCAAGUCUGGUUCGGGAGCAAGUAGCAGCCUUUUGAAAGGGCCAUUUAAGGAAGCAAUUGUGUUCAUGAUUGGUGGUGGUAAUUAUGUUGAAUAUUGCAGUCUGCAAGAGCUUGCACAAAAUCAGCAGCCUCCCAAGCAUAUUAUAUAUGGAACGACCGAACUCUUAACUGGAGUGGACUUUGUAGAGCAGCUUACAUUGUUGGGGAAGAAGAUGGGUUUGGGUAAUGUUGGUUCUACCCCUCCUCAGUAGUUCAGAUGUGAAUGUAUCCACAAUUCGGCUUGCCAAAUUAUUCUUUAGUAUACAGAAGAAAACUCUCAGAUAUUAUGAGGUAAAACAGGAAAAAUCAAUCUGCUUUUGAUGUUCAUUGUCUAAAACUGAUGAAGGAUUUUGUGCUUUACAGUGCCUUCUUGAUUAUAAAGCAAGGGGAUCACUUCUUUGUAGUUUUUUGUAGCAUAGUCAAUUAUGCUUUAUUUCAUUGUAGUGAAAAGUUGUUUAUUGACAUGCACGACCUGCCUUUGAUGAUUUGUUUUCACUCCACAAAUGAGAUGUUAUGUUGAAAAUCAUAAUGUAUUAAUGAGAGCAAGCGUCUAAUUGGACA